AGGUGGGUCUGGGGUGUGCCUUGCGGCUUGUUUAAUAUAAAAAGCGUUCGUUUGAAAUAGCUCAUCUGAACUUUUACUUCAGUAUCCUCUCUAAAGACACAACAAUGAGUCUCACCGCUAAGGACAAGGCAGUGGUCAGGGCCUUCUGGGCCAAGGUGUCCGGCAAGGCUGAGGACAUCGGAUGCGAAGCUCUUUCUAGAAUGCUGGUGGUGUACCCCCAGACCAAGACAUACUUCUCCCACUGGCCGGACCUGAGCCCCAGUUCUGCCCGGGUUAGGAAGCAUGGUAAGACGGUCAUGGGAGGCGUCGGUGAAGCCGUGGGCAAGAUCGACGACCUCACAGCAGGUCUCCUCACCCUCAGCGAGCUGCACGCCUUCCAGCUGCGUAUAGAUCCAGCCAACUUCAAGAUCCUGUCCCACAACAUAUUGGUGGUGCUGGCCAUUUUGUUCCCCGCUGACUUCACCCCAGAGGUUCAUGUGUCCGUGGACAAGUUCCUGACCGCCCUGGCCCUGGCUCUGGCCGAAAAGUACAGAUAAACUGUGGGCCCCCUAUAAGCUGUGAGCAGAGAAGGCAUUAUCAGACAAGACAUAUGGCAACAUGUGC
This is a messenger RNA of Coregonus clupeaformis (lake whitefish), 603 nucleotides long. RefSeq names its product hemoglobin embryonic subunit alpha. The record is from RefSeq and is a predicted model, not a curated record. Gene Ontology annotation, biological process: hydrogen peroxide catabolic process; oxygen transport. NCBI's taxonomy places the organism in Eukaryota, Metazoa, Chordata, Actinopteri, Salmoniformes, Salmonidae. The coding region runs from base 105 to 536 and encodes 143 amino acids. Gene Ontology annotation, cellular component: blood microparticle; hemoglobin complex; haptoglobin-hemoglobin complex. Gene Ontology annotation, molecular function: oxygen carrier activity; haptoglobin binding; peroxidase activity. The transcript has 3 exons.